Lathyrus sativus (Indian pea) is the source of this 3351-nucleotide messenger RNA. The record is from the annotation of a GenBank genome assembly. NCBI's taxonomy places the organism in Eukaryota, Viridiplantae, Streptophyta, Magnoliopsida, Fabales, Fabaceae.
AUGCCGACGUUUAGAGGAAAAGUCAGGGUUGGAGUAUUGAUUGUUGUGGUAGUAGGGAUUUGUCUUGCUGCUUUGUAUGGUUUAUUGAAGCCUAUUUCGAAUGGAUGUCUUAUGACCUAUAUGUAUCCGACCUACAUUCCUAUUACGUCUUCGGAAAGUGUUACGCCGGUGAAGUAUGGGUUGUAUUUGUAUCACGAAGGUUGGAGAAAGAUUGAUUAUAGGGAGCAUCUUAAAAAACUUAGUGGUGUACCUGUUCUUUUCAUUCCAGGCAAUGGGGGAAGCUACAAACAGGUGCGAUCUUUGGCAGCAGAAUCUGACAGGGCAUAUCAAAAUGGUCCCCUUGAGCAUUCAUUUUACCGAGAAGCUUCCCAAAUACCCAAAGAAGGAGAUGCAGAUAUAAGUUUCUCCAAUUUCCAAUUACCUAACCAGUACACUAGCAGGCUAGACUGGUUUGCCGUUGAUCUUGAAGGCGAACAUUCUGCCAUGGAUGGUGCAAUUCUUGAAGAGCACACUGAAUAUGUUGUAUAUGCUAUACACAAGAUUUUGGACCAAUAUAAUGUGUCUUAUGAUGCUCGAACAAAAGAAGGUGCUGCGAAUUCUGGAAGUUUGCCCAAAAGUGUCAUAUUGGUUGGUCAUUCUAUGGGUGGUUUUGUUGCUAGAGCUGCUGUUAUCCAUCCCCAUCUUAGGAAAUCAGUAGUUCAAACUGUUCUUACACUCUCAGCCCCACAUCAAUCACCUCCUGUGGCAUUGCAGCCUUCUCUGGGUCAUUACUUUGCACGUGUAAAUUCAGAAUGGAGAGCAGGAUACGAGAUGCAAACCACUAACACGGGACAUUUUGUGUCUAGUCCAAUACUCUCUGACGUUGUUGUUGUAUCUAUUUCUGGAGCAUACAAUGAUUAUCAGGUACGUUCAAAGUUAGCAUCACUUUAUAAUAUUGUGCCACCAACACAUGGCUUCAUGAUCAGCAGUACAGCCAUGAAAAAUGUGUGGUUGUCAAUGGAACAUCAGGCUAUAAUGUGGUGUAAUCAACUGGUUGUUCAAGUAUCACACACCCUUCUCAGCUUGAUAGAUGCCAGAACCGGACAACCUCUUUCUGAUUCUCGGAAGAGGCUGGAAGUUUUGGCAAGAAUGCUGCAUAGUGGAAUAUCACAUAAUUUCAACCAGAUGAUGCAAUUACCCUCUUCUAAACUGUCUAUGAACAUUCCAGUCCAGAAUACAAAAGAUACCUCUGGAUCUCAAAUGCCGAGGUCAGUUACAUGUCCUCACAAUAUUCAUUGGAAUGAUGGGGGCCUUGACAGAGACCUAUACAUUCAGAUAAAUGAGGUGACUGUAUUAGCAAUGGAUGGUCGAAGGCGGUGGUUGGACAUACAAAAAUUGGGUUCAAAUGGAAAAAGUCAUUUUGUGUUAGUGACCAAUCUUGAGCCAUGUUCUGGAAUCAGACUUCACCUGUGGCCUGAAAAGGGAAAGUCAACCUCAGAUUUGCCUCUCAAUGAUAGGGUUGUGGAGGUAACAUCUAAGAUGAUGCAUAUUCCCUCAGGUCCAGCACCACGGCAGCCUGAACCUGGCAGUCAAACCGAGCAACCUCCUCCAUCUGCUGUAUUUUGGCUAGGACCUGAAGAUAUGCAUAGCUUCAGAUUUUUAACAAUCUCAGUUGCACCUCGUCCGACUGUUUCAGGAAGACCACCACCAGCGGCAUCUAUGGCAGUUGGACAGUUCUUUAACCCAGAGGAAGGAAAUAAAGAUUUAUCUCCAUGGUUUAUGCUCCAAUCUACCUAUUCGCAAAAGGAAUUGCUGUUGGAGGAAUCUCAUCCUCUAGCUGUUAAAUUAUCAUUUUCCAUUAGCUUGGGCCUUCUUCCUGUUACUUUGUUUAUGAAUACCGUCAGUUGUGGAAUUAGAAACUCUGGACUUCCAGAAGAAGAGGCUGGGGACCUUGAAAGUAGUAGGCUCUGUAAAUUGCGCUGUUUUCCCCCUGUUGCACUUGCUUGGGAUGACAUAUCUGGACUUCAUAUAUACCCAAAUUUGAACAGUGAAACAAUUUUUGUUGAUUCCUCACCAGCACAGUGGAGUUCCACUCAGCAAUCUGAUAAAACCAUUGUUCUUCUUCUGGUUGACCCACAUUGUUCUUAUAAAAGUAGCAUUUCAAUUUCUUUCAGUGCUGCUGCAAGUAGGCUUCUGCUAUUGUAUAGUUCGAAGAUUAUUGGUUUCUCUAUUGCCGUUGUUUUCUUUGCUCUAAUGCAGCAAGCAUAUUCUUGGGAUCUUAAUCUACAGAUACCGUCAAUGCUGACUGCUGUGGAAUCCAAUUUGACACUGAUGUCACAUUUCUUUCCCCUAGCCAUUCUACCUAUUUUCUUUGCCUUGUUCCUUUCCUUCAUGAUGUCUCAACCAUUUCCUUCACUUGCUAGCUUCACCAGCAUCUCUCUAAUUUGUUAUAUCGUAGCAAAUGGGCUUAUAGCCAUUAUAAUUUUGAUAUCUCACUUGGUAUUCUUUAUGGCCGCGGUUACACAUAUUUUCAUCAAGGCAAGGUGGCAAAUGUGGGAACAAAAUGUUCGACUUAUAUUUCUCCGAAGGUUUUUUAAUCGUUCGUCUAGCUUCUUUUCUCUUAAGGUGAUUCGGGUUCUAAGAGCAAAUCCAGUACUAGUUACAGUGAUUACUGCAGUGACCUUGGCAUGCUUGGUUCAUCCAUCCUUUGGUCUCCUUGUACUUCUCGUUGCUCAUUUUUUCUGCUGUCACAAUGCAUUAUGCAGCAGUUUCCUGACAGCAUCAUGUCGCAGCCAUGAACAAAAUAACGAAACUGUCGAUUUUAAUAGUGAUGAAUACAAGGUAUCUGAAAGACAGAAGUACAAUUUUGAUGGUAGUUUUAACCGGACUUUUCUUUCAGAAGACAACUCCAACAGUCCAGGUUCAUCAAAAAGUUUUGGUGAAGCACAAUUAGAUGUGUUUCAUCAUCGCCAUGGUUUGUUGGUAUUGCAUCUUCUUGCAACAUUGAUGUUUGCCCCUUCUGUUGUAGCUUGGUUUCAGAGGCUGGCAAUGGGUGAGAGCCUCCCAUGGCUCUUAGAUUCAGUACUUUGCAUUGGCGUCAUACUUCAUGGCAUCUGCAAUUCGAAGCCUGAGUUCAAUUCAUUCUUUUUGUCUAUCCCUGGGGUACCCUUCAGUAAUGUUAGACUAUACGUUGUCUAUCUCAUAGCUGGAUACUGGUCUUAUUUUUCUGGUCUUGCUUUGUCUCCGGACAGAGCAUUUUAUGCUAUGGCGGCUGUUGGGUGCAUUUCGUUUGCUCUAAGGAUGAUUAAUAGAAGGAGCGGGGACACAAAAGAGGUUACUUAUGGCAGCCGAAAACAUUCUCACAGACACUAA